GCAAUCCCAAAGAACUGUAAUCAACCACUGCUCUUCUACCUGUUGGUACUUAAUGUGUCAGCAAGCUGAGAAGCAAAAGACGGUGGACAGACUGUGAUCCUAUCAACACUUGCCUGGGAGUAAGUCAUGCUGUAAUCACCUGCUUUUGAGGAAGCUUGAAUAAGAUCAGUCUGUAAUGGCAAGUCAAAGAUCCUUUUACCAUGAAUAGGAUCAGUUUGAAAUGGCAAGUCAAAGAUCCUUUUACCAUGAAUAGGAUCAGAUAGUAAUGGCAAGUCAAAGAUCCUUUUACCCUGUGGAUAAGCCCUUGGUCAGAGAUGCUGAGUGUGAGAGGUCAGCACUAGGUAUUAACUGGAGUAUUGCAAAUCUUUGGGUUCCCAGCCCUUCUGGAUUGACCUGGAUUCUCCAGGAACUGCUGGCAUCAGACUCUUGAAAACAAGCCUGGCAAUUCUAAUGGCUUGCUAUUGCGGAGGAAAAUAUUGGGGACAUGUGGGAGAAAAAGGAGUCCCAAGUAAUAACCUUCAUCAGAGCUGGCAACCAUACAGCAGCAAUCCUGGAGAUUGUAAUGAUAUUGUGAAAAAUAUUGGAAACUGUGGGGGGGAGGGGAUUCCAGGAAUAGCUUCACUCAAGCAUUGGCACCUGACCGAGUCCAUCUGAAAGGGCAAAAAAAACCCCAGAGACACAAUAGAUUGAUAAUCAACACUCAAAGAAGACAGGUGUGACCAGACACAAGAGCAGAGCAAGGCUCCUGGACCUGUGUGGGUUGUGCAGAAGAGGGAACCUUUCCAUGUGACAUCAGAGAAAUGGCACAGGCUGAAAUUCCCUCCACUCAUGCAAACAUUACAGUUACAAGCACUCACCUGAUGAAGCGUGUACACACACAAUAAGAGUGUAAGAAGAGACCUGUUGCGUCACCCUAAAAGUUCCUGAUCCUGCCAGAAUGUCAGCUUUUAGGAAAUUGCAUUUUUAUGGUUUUACUGAAAUGUCAUGAGCUGUCUCAUGAGGCCUUUGUGCCUCAAAGGCGGGGUAUGAAAUCUUUUUUUUUUUAAAUUGAUCAAUCGUGCAGAUGGAGUGCUUUGGACACUCAAAAGCCCACUACAAAUGCUAUGGGGUGUUAUUAAGUAACCCCAGCAUAGUGACAGAAAACCAUACUCUCGAUUCAAGCCUGGACGAAUAAGCGCAAAUCUCUGCAUCAAGAGCACUCAGCGGGUGCUCAAAAACCAGAGCCUCUCCCUCACUGAAGGGUGUGUGAUCCCUGGUACCGAAAGUCAGCGUUGUAGACUGAAGUUCAGCCUAUAUACCCUGUUCUAUAGCUUGUAUAGGUUUGUUUUUAUGAUUUUAUAGAUGGUAGUUUUACAGCUUUUACUACCUUAAAAUUGCUAAUUUCACAGUUCUAUAUCUCCUUUCACCUUAUGCUCGUCAAACACCGAAAUAAAGAUACUGAUUGAGUUGAGUGAACCCUGCUGAGCGGCGCCAUCCCUCCAGCCGCUAUAACGUAGUAGCUAGCAGGAGAGGGAGGAAAGGGAACCCGGGGAGCACAAGGACCCAGCGCGUACUCUUCCGCGGCGUCGCUUUCCGGCUGGCGCACGCGCAGGAGGCAGCCGGCCUUCUCAGUCCUCCCGCGCCUGGGCGAGGCGCACGCGCAGAAAGCCCGGCGUGCCGGCCCUUCUCUCCCCCGUCUCUCUCUUUCCCUUUAGCCCCGGUCAUUUCCGAAUGGAGGCGCUAUUACUUCCGGGUCAGGACAUCCGUGUCUGAGCCGUCUCCUGUGGCCCCGGAAGCGGCCGCCCCGACCCUGGAGAGUCUUCCCUCCCGGCUGGCUUUCUCUCCCCUCAGGGGCGACAGGACGAGGGACCCGGCCCCGAGGAAGAAGAGCGGCGGCGCGGCCGGCGGGCCGACGUACAGCCCAGCAUGGGGCGGAAAAGAUAGUUGGGGCCAGGCAGCAGCAUUCGGGGGCAGGAUGGCUUUCUUGGACAACCCAACCAUCAUCCUGGCUCACAUCCGGCAGUCGCACGUGACCAGCGAUGACACGGGGAUGUGCGAAAUGGUCCUGAUCGACCACGAUGUCGACCUGGAGAAAUUCCAGCCCUCCUCGGCCAACGGGGACCACGCCUUGGAGCCGCAGGGCAGCAACGGCGAAUCUCAGGGUUACGUGUACUCUCAGUCGGUGGACAUUACCUCCAGCUGGGACUUCGGCAUUCGGCGGCGAUCCAACACAGCCCAGAGACUCGAACGGCUACGGAAAGAGAGGCAAAAUCAAAUCAAGUGCAAGAACGUGCAGUGGAAAGAGAAGAACACGUCCUAUUCAGCGGAGGAGCUGAGCUUACUCUUCGAGAAGAAAAACUUCCGCUUGAAGCCUCCGCAUACUGUGAAGCCGUCGAUCCUCUCGGUCCGCCUAGAGCAGUGCCCCCUGCAGCUGAACAACCCUUUCAAUGAGUACUCGAAAUUUGACGGCAAGGGCCACGUUGGUACUACCGCAACCAAAAAAAUCGACGUCUACCUCCCGCUACACAUGAGCCAGGACAAGCUGCAGCCGAUGACCGUGGUGACGAUCGCCAACGCCAAGGUUCAUGACCUCAUUGGGCUCAUCUGCUGGCAGUACACAAGUGAAGGACGGGAACCUAAACUCAACGACAACGUCAGCACUUACUGUCUCCACAUUGCGGAGGACGACGGCGAGGUGGACACGGACUUCCCGCCCUUGGACUGCAACGAGCCCAUUCACAAGUUUGGCUUCAGCACGCUGGCCUUGGUGGAGAAAUACUCGUCGCCCGGCUUAGUGGCCAAGCAGUCUCUCUUUGUCCGCAUAAAUGCUGUGCAUGGGUUCUCGCUGAUCCAGGUGGACAGUAUGAAGGUGACCAUGAAGGACAUCUUGCAGAAGGCUUUGAAGCGGAGAAAAGGAUCCCAGCGGGGCACAGGCCCGCGAUACCGGCUGGAGAAACAGAGCGAGCCCAACGUCCCCGUCGACUUAGACUGCACGUUGGAAAGCCAGAGGACUCUGGAGUUCUGCCUCGUCCGCGAGAAUAGUUCCCGCGGAGAGGAGAUCUCGGAGGAGGACCCCCAGAUUGACAUCGCGACCGUUCAGGACAUGCUGAGCAGCCACCACUACAAGACGUUCAAAGUCAACAUGAUCCACAAGUUCCGGUUCACCACAGACGUUCAGUUAGGCAUUUCGGGAGACAAGCUGGAGGUGGAUCCCGUGACCAAUCAGAAAGCCAGCACCAAGUUCUGGAUCAAGCAGAAGCCCAUCUCCGUCGAUUCGGAGCUCCUCUGCACCUGCGACCUUGUGGAGGAGAAGAGCCCAAGCCAUGCAAUAUUUAAACUCACAUAUCUAAGCAAUCACGAUUACAAACAUCUCUACUUCGAGUCGGAUGCCGCGACCGUCAACGAGAUUGUGCUGAAGGUGAACUAUAUUCUCGAAUCCCGCGCCAGCACCGCUCGGGCAGAUUACUUGAUUCAGAAGCAGCGGAAACUGAGCCGGAGAACCAGCUUCAGCUUCCAGAAGGAGAAGAAGCUAGGCCAGCAGUGAGAUCUGAGAGCGGCCUGGAGCCAACCUUGAAGAACCGGCUUCAUUGAAAGCAAGAGACGCCCCCCUCACACCUGGAACAGGAGGGGACUCAUGAGCUCUGUCUGCCAGUGCCGGCAGCCCCCCCGGGACGGGUCCGUUCUGGCCCGGCGAGCCUUUUUUCGGCUAUGGGCUUCACCCUUUCACGGAAACAAAGAGCCAUAUCAACCCAAGAGGGGACAGUCAGACCUUCGGGGCCAAGAAGCAGCCCUUCUUUGCUUGGCAUCUUGGUUUAAUUUUUCUUUUCGUUUUUUGUUUUUGUUUGUUUGUUUGUUUCUUUUCUAGAACUUUCUAAUGUACGAUCGCGAAGAAAGCCACCACGGGUUGGCCUAGCGAUCCACGGAGCCCGGCGGUUAAGACCGAACGGUCGGCGUCUCAAACGCACCCACACGCGCCCGCAAACGUAUCUCUUGUGACAUGAUCAAAUUUCUUAUUUUACAAAAAGACAAAAAACAAAACAAAAAAAAGAACUUGUAGGACAAAUGUAUCAAUUUUUACUACUAAUAAACUAUUGUACUCUU
Messenger RNA from Hemicordylus capensis (graceful crag lizard), 4080 nucleotides. RefSeq names its product MAPK associated protein 1 (gene MAPKAP1). The coding region runs from base 1955 to 3523 and encodes 522 amino acids. The record is from RefSeq and is a predicted model, not a curated record. Gene Ontology annotation, molecular function: phosphatidylinositol-4,5-bisphosphate binding. Gene Ontology annotation, cellular component: plasma membrane; TORC2 complex; cytoplasm. Gene Ontology annotation, biological process: TORC2 signaling. NCBI's taxonomy places the organism in Eukaryota, Metazoa, Chordata, Lepidosauria, Squamata, Cordylidae. The transcript has 12 exons.